Molecule: messenger RNA, 1377 nt
Organism: Emiliania huxleyi CCMP1516
Lineage: Eukaryota; Haptophyta; Isochrysidales; Noelaerhabdaceae
Exons: 9
Coding region: 1-1377 (458 amino acids)
Source: RefSeq, a predicted model, not a curated record
AUGGGGCACGCCGAGGGCGCGUCCUCGAUCUACGCGCUGCUCGAGCGCGUGCACGCCGACACGGCGGGGCAGGUCCCGGUCUCCGCUUUCGAGUGCCCCGACGUGCCAGCCUUCCUCUGCCAGGAAGUAGUCAAGCCUCAGCUGAACGGCCAGCUCGCCUCGCUCGACGCCGACGACGACAUCGACAGCGUGCUCGAGAAGUUCCUGCGCUGGCGGCCGUUUGGCGCCGUCGACCGCGACGGCGACGGCGAGGCCGACGACCCGCGGUGGGCCCUCCUGGCCAAGGCCAACCGCGCCUACGCCGUGCACGUGCUGCCGCUCGUCGGCUGGGUCGCGCACCGAACGGCGCACGGCGCGACGGGGUGCGUCGCGGCCGUGCUGUGCGGCGCCCUCUUUUGCGCCGCCACCCUCGCGCUCUUCCUGCUCGGGGUCGUCGGCGUCGUGGUGGCGUCGCGCUCUCGCCGGGCGCCGCGAAGCCUCCUCUCCGACGGCCUCCCGUCUCUCGUCCUGAUGCGGUACGCCGACCUCUGCUACGCCGGCUCCCUCGUCUCGAUCUACUACCUCUCGCGCGCCGUCCGACUGCAGCCGGCAUCGACAUGCUCGGCAGAGCCCGCCAGCCGCGCCGCUGCGUCGGCCUCGCCCCGCCCGCCGCUGCCGACGCUUGCGGGGUCGCGCCCGGCGGAGGAGGGGGGGGGGGGGACACGCGCAGGGCCGGCAAGCGACUGCUUCGCGCGCGGCGCCUCGCUCCUCUCGCGGCUGCGCCGGUCGCUGCUCGACGCGCACCGCGCCGCCAACGGCCGCGUGGGCCGCUGCUGCGGGGCGGACGUGGUGCCGCUGCUCGGCAUCGGGGGCCUGACGCUGACGCGCUUCGACGUCGCCCUCUUCCUCGCCCUCUACUCGCUCUCCUUUGCCUUCAACGACUGGAUCAUCGUCGUCCUCCUCUCCCUCGCCGCCCUCUACGCGCGGCUGCUGCUCCUGUUGGAGAGCGACCUGCUCUUGCGCUCUCGCAGCGUGGGCGACGCCAAGUGGGCGUGCAACGACAUGCCGUGCAUCCAGCACGCAUCCGCUUGCCCGCUGCCGUACCCGCUGACGCACCGAUCGCUCGGCUACUCGCUCGACCUCGUCGCCCUCGCACUCCUUCUCCUCGGGGCCCUCGCCGUCCGCGACACCCUCGCCCCGCCGACGACGAGCCGCGCCCCGCCCGCAACCGCCAUUUCGCGCGCUCCUGCCGUCCCCGCUGCCGGAACCGGAGCCGGAGCCGCUGAGCCGGGGCCGACUCGCGCGCGGUUUGUGUCGAGCGAGCUGCAGGCGCAGAUCCUGGCGAUCAAGACCUCGGCGCUGCGAGGGCCGCCGUCGCGGCCGCCGGCGAUGCUGUGA